AUGGAACAAAAAGUAGGAAUUGAAGAAUUAAUUAUGAUGCUUGCUCCUGAUGCAGCUAAUGAAAAAUGUUUAAGAGAAAAAAAAAAAGAAAAGGUUAACCAAAUUAAAGAUACUAAGGAGAAAAAAAAAGAAGAUGAUUAUGAUUAUAUUUUUAUUAAUGAUGAAGAAUCUGUAAAACCUGGUGUAUUAGAUGAAGGAAAUAGAAAUAAGGUUAUUAUAAAUUCAAUUAAAAAAAGUAAAAUGAUUAACAAAAACGAAGUAAUGAAAGUUGGAGAAAGAGAUUAUUUCGAUUUAGAGAGAAAGGAUAAUACAAAAGGUAAAAAUGAAGUAAAUAAAAUGAGGACAAUGUUAAUAAAAGAUAAUACACAUGAAUCAAAGCUAUAUCAAAACUUAGAUGCAAUUGAUAUAAACAUUACAGAAAAAGGUAUUAAUAAUGAAAAUAUUAUAGAAAAAACAAAAAAAGAUCAAAUUUUUGACAUUAAUGACAAGAAUGAAAGCAUUAAAACUAAAACUAAACAUAUUGAAGAUAUACUUGAAGAAAAAGACAAGAUUGAUGGUGACAAUAAUAAAAAUAAGAAAAAAGUUGUUGAUGAUGAAAAAGUAUGUAUAGCGGAGAAAACACAAAAAAUUGAAAUAACAAAAGAUAAUUACAACACUUCUGCUAAAAGGAUAAAAAAUUUAAAAAUUGAGGAUAUUAAAAAAAAACAAAUUAGUGAUAAAAAAGAAGAUGAUGAAAAAAAAAUUAAUAAAACUAAAACAAAAUGUCUUGACAAAGAGAUAGUAAAAGAUGUUAAAGUAGUUGAAAAAACAUCAAAACAAAAAGAAACUAAAAAAGAUAAAAAACGUAAAGUAAAUUGUAAUGUCCCACUAGCAACCAAAACAGAAAAUUCAGUUCUAAAGAAAAUACAAACUAAUGUAAAAAAUGAUACUAAUAUAAAUAAACAAGAGCCCUCUAAAAAAUUAUCUGAAACUAAUAAAGUAAAAACAAUCCUUGUAGAAACUACAAAGAAAAAAGAGCGUACAAAUGAGGUGAAUGAAACUAAAAAAAAAGUUAGUGAUAAGAAAGAUAAAAGCAGUAUUAUUUUUAAAAGGAAUAAAGAAAAAAGUAGAGAAUUUCUUCGCCGAAAAAGUAAAUCUAAUUUUGAAAUUACAUGUUUAAAUGUACAGAGACAAAAAAAAAGUACAAAUCCAAAAAACACCUGUUCAACUGUAGAAAACAUCAAAAUUUCCAUUGAAACAAAAACAAUUAAUAACGAAGACAAAAACAAAUUAGAUAACACAAUAAAGCUUACCAUGUCAACACCUAAUAUUCUUCCUGUUAAGAGUACUAAACCCAAAACAUCUACAAUCAAAAAAACCUAA
Molecule: messenger RNA, 1362 nt
Organism: Strongyloides ratti
Lineage: Eukaryota; Metazoa; Nematoda; Chromadorea; Rhabditida; Strongyloididae
Exons: 2
Coding region: 1-1362 (453 amino acids)
Source: RefSeq, a predicted model, not a curated record